AUGGAAGCAGGCGCCUCUCCCGUUGCCUCCACGCCCCGGCUGAUCGCUGCAUCCCUGCUGCUCGGGGUCGCCGUGGGCGCCACCGCCACCUUCGCAUACUUCGCCAGGAAGAACGGGCCGGAGGACGCGCGGCGGCGCGGCUGCGCGCUGCACGCGGGGUCUACGUCUUUGUUUUCCCUUGGCGAUGGGGGGGCCGCGGCCACGUUCUCCGGGCGGAGGCGCUCACAGCAGGACGACGCGUGUGGUGGGCAGAGGCGGCGCACGUCGCGACGCUCAAACUCGGGGGUCGAGCUGCCGCCCGGUUUGGUUUCGUUGCGGUCGCUGGCGGCGCGGCGGCUGGGCCAGGACGGCUCCCGCGCCAGCUCCAUUAACCUCAUCCUGAAGUCCUGCCUGGGGGCGGAGGGCCUGUGCGACGACCCGCUCGGGGGGAGCGGCCCGGCGGCGGCGGCGGCGGCGGCGGAGGAGGAACGAGGGGGCGAGGCGGCGGCGGGGGACGACAGCCGCGAGCUCCCACAGCGCGGCAGCGAGAGUGCGGGGAAGACGGAGCGGUACGCACCUUCCUCGUCUCUCGGCCCAAUGGACGAUGACGCAAGCAGCGUCAGCACCUUGGACGGCCUCUUUGACGACGGCGCGGUGUCGCAGAGCGACGAUGAGGUACGCGGGCGGGAGAGGGGAGCUAACAGCAACCCCGGCAACAGCAGCAAGAAUAAUAAUAGUAGCGCACUGGCGCCGCCGCAAAAGCAAUCCACCUUAACCUCGACGCAGCAGGCAGGUCGAUCCAUGUCGGUGGAGGACGGUUCAGAUAGGCAGGCCCACAGUGGCGUGGAUUCCUCUGACGCCAAUGUGCAGCUCCGCUCCUUAUCCCAGAGCGACGCCGUUUUCUCAAAACGACACUUUUACCAUAGCUACAGUGGCGCGAUUAUUACACGACUUCCCUCUGUGGCUUCGGUUCGGUGUCGUUCAAUACUGCAGCAUCUACAGGGCACCUCCUCGUCGCACAAGGAGGAAAGCGCCGAGGAGGAGGGCAGUAGAUCACACUUGACGCACUCCAUUCCCUCCACCAUGAGUCUGCUGGAUGACCCCAUCUAUCGCGUGGUUAUCACGGGUGGACCGUGUAGUGGAAAGACCUCCUGCCUCUCGUACCUUCGCCGGGUGUUUGAAAAGCUUAACUUUAAUGUAUUUUGUGUCCCAGAGGUGGCAACCUUGUUGCAUGCUGGGGGUGUAAACCUGAUACUUAACACCCAAGAGGAGCGUAUUAGGCAGCAGCGUGUUAUUCUGCAGAUGAUGAUGAUGCUGGAGGAUGCCUUUUACGAGUUGGCGUCGAUGCGUUCUCGGCCAUCGCUGAUCCUCUAUGACCGUGGCACCAUGGACGGUAGCGCGUACUGCUCGGAGGAAGAGUGGAAUGCAAUUCUGAAGAUCACUGGAUAUAGUAACGAGGAGUUAAGCGAUGCUCGCUAUGACGCGGUGGUCCACUUGGUGACGGCGGCCAUCGGUGCAGAGGAAUUCUACACGCUUGCAAACAACGCGGCUCGUUUCGAGGGGAUAGCUGAGGCACGACGCCAGGACGGCUUGACGUUGAAUGCAUGGCGCGGCCACUACCUCGUCUCUGUGGUGCAUAACGAGGACACCGAUUUUGAGAAGAAAAUGAUGCGUGUGGCGGAGUUCAUUGGCUGUGUGACGGGCAUUCCCACGGUGGAAGGCAUCACGGCGGUGUCUGCGUCCUCCACUACCACCAGCGCCACCGCCACUGCGGCCUCGUCCAGGGCGACGACGGUCCCAACCGCCAAACCGGCGGCGCCACCGCAGCCGUCACUGCCAUCGCCUCUGCCGCCUCCGCCGCCUCCGCCACCCACGUCAGUGGGGUCGUCUCCAGAGCGCAAAGGGGAAGAGGAGAAGGGGUGUGAGGAGGAGGGGGUUGCACAUAUGGCGUUUUUGGCGACAGGAACACGCGCCUUUGCAAGCGGCGCGUCUCUGGCGGGCGUCUCUGCACACUCGCUCCGUCAUGCUAAUUCCACGGGCUCUCUACAUUCUCCGACGGAGGAGCUGCUUUGCUCGGCGGGUGUGGCGCCGGAGCGCACGCCGUUGUCCUCCUCACAGGGCCCUACACUCGCGUUCGACGCACAUGCCGAGCGUGGCAGUUUGCAGCGCCACUUUUUUGUGAAUCGCGUGGAUUUUGCCCAAAUUCCCGCGGAUGCAGUGACGGCCUCCGUCGUCACGAUAACCCUGGUCCCGCUCCGAGCGGAGUACCGCACCGAGGUGGUCAUCCGCCUGGCCCGCGCCAACGACCUCCACCCGCUGUACCUCCGUCGCGUGGAGUACAACCACCCCGAGCGAAACUCGCCGUCCCUGCCCGACGGGAAUCAGGAGCUGAAGAGUCCCUGCCGCAGCCGCCACGUGGCGCGGGUGCAGAUUACAAAAGCCUCCUUUUUGAACCUCGCACGGCGGCGAGACCCGUCACAGCCUGUGAUUCAAAAGACCACAAAGCGUUUUUUCUUCAACAUGCGACACUUUACUCUUGUGACCUUUCAGCAUCCAAAGGAGCUGCGAGGGGUUUGUCGGCUGGUGGCCCCUGCUGACACGACGGAGGAGGACAUCGGCGGCUUGGCGGAGGUCGAACCUUUCUCACUCCUCAUGAGAGAAGGUGUCAUGUAA
Trypanosoma conorhini is the source of this 2652-nucleotide messenger RNA. Its product is annotated as ATPase AAA. NCBI's taxonomy places the organism in Eukaryota, Euglenozoa, Kinetoplastea, Trypanosomatida, Trypanosomatidae. The record is from RefSeq and is a predicted model, not a curated record. Bases 1 to 2652 code for a protein of 883 amino acids. The transcript has a single exon. Gene Ontology annotation, molecular function: phosphatidic acid binding; GTP binding; phosphatidylinositol binding.